Molecule: messenger RNA, 2096 nt
Organism: Vombatus ursinus (common wombat)
Lineage: Eukaryota; Metazoa; Chordata; Mammalia; Diprotodontia; Vombatidae
Gene: CHRM1
Product: cholinergic receptor muscarinic 1
Exons: 5
Coding region: 690-2096 (468 amino acids)
Biological process (GO): saliva secretion; cognition; chemical synaptic transmission
Cellular component (GO): plasma membrane; dendrite; synapse
Molecular function (GO): G protein-coupled serotonin receptor activity; G protein-coupled acetylcholine receptor activity
Source: RefSeq, a predicted model, not a curated record
CCACCCUCCUUCCCUCCCUCUGUUCCUCCCUCCCUCCUUCCUUCCCUCUUUCCUCCCUCCCCAGGGGCUGUCGUGCCAGGGGGUGGGACAUGCCAAUCAACAACCGUUCUUCUCCUGCUGCCAGCACAGGACGAAGCUCCCCGGGGGAGCCAAGUGUCCUGGUCCCUCGAGAGGACGCGGUCCCCCUGGGGAGGGAGUGGGACUGGAGACCCCGGCAGACCCCUGCUCCCACGCACACCUCCAUGGGUUCCUUGUGUCAAGCUAACCCCGCCUGCCUGUGGCCCCCGCCAGGAUGGACCAAACCUCAAGCUUCCUCCAAAACUUCAGGAAACUCAGGGACUGAGUUUGUGGCAGGCUUGCCCCUCUAGAAGCCUCCCCCUCCCGAGUAAACAGCUCUGCUAGCCCCACAUGACAUGGAUCCUCCUGCACACCUGCUCUAAAGAUGGAGUGUUAGGUGUGAGCAACAGUGUUCCUGGACUGAAGAUUCCAUGGAGGGGAGGAAUGUGUGAAGAGACUGGAAAGGUAGGAGGAGCCAGGUGCUGGUCUUGGCCUGAGGGAGCCGAGGAGCGGUCUCCCUGCCCCGGGGAACCGUGAGCCCAGGGAAGGGGCGGCCCCCUGAGCCAGGGGAGGAAGGCCCUCCUGUCCCUCGCCCACUCUGCGUCUCCCAUGUAGCCCGGCGCGCUGCUGACAUGAACGUCUCCGUGGCCCCCGCCGUGAGCCCCAACAUCACCGUCCUGGAGCCGGUGAAGGGCCCGUGGCAGGUGGCCUUCAUCAUCCUCACCACAGGCCUGCUCUCGUUGGCCACCGUGACCGGCAACCUGCUGGUGCUGGUAUCCUUCAAGGUCAACAGCGAGCUCAAGACUGUCAACAACUACUUCCUGCUCAGCCUGGCGUGCGCCGACCUCAUCAUCGGCGUGGUCUCCAUGAACCUCUACACCACCUACCUGGUCAUGGGGCACUGGGCCCUCGGCACGCUGGCCUGCGACCUCUGGCUGGCCCUGGACUACGUGGCCAGCAACGCCUCGGUCAUGAACCUGCUGCUCAUCAGCUUCGACCGCUACUUCUCCGUCACGAGGCCGCUCAGCUACCGAGCCAAGAGGACCCCUCGGCGAGCCGCGCUGAUGAUCGGCCUGGCCUGGCUGGUGUCCUUCGUGCUCUGGGCCCCCGCCAUUCUCUUCUGGCAGUACCUGGUGGGCAAGCGCACCGUGAAGGCGGGCCAGUGCUACAUUCAGUUCCUCUCCGAGCCCAUCAUCACCUUCGGGACGGCCAUGGCUGCUUUCUACCUGCCCGUCACCGUCAUGUGCGUGCUUUACUGGCGCAUCUACCGGGAGACCGAGAACAGGGCCAGGGAGCUGGCCGCGCUGCAGGGCUCUGAGACGCCGGGGAAGGGCGUCGGGGGGGGCAGCAGCAGCAGCUCGGAGCGGUCCCAGCCGGGCCCCGAGGGCUCCCCUGACGUGGCGGCGAGGCGCUGCUGCUGCUGCUGCUGCUGCUGCUGCUGGGGGCCCCGGCUCCUGCCUUCCUACAGCUGGAAGGAAGAAGAGGAAGAAGAGGAGGACGAAGGCUACCUGGAAUCCCUGACGUCCUCCGAGGGAGAGGAGGCAGGCUUCGAGGUGGUCAUCAGGAUGCCCAUGGUGGGGCCAGAGGCCCAGGCUCCAGCCAAGCCGCCCCCGCGGGCGUCCCCCCAGACAGUGAAGCGCCCCACCAAGAAGGCCCGCGAGCGGGCGGGCAAGGAGCCGAAGAGGAAAGGAAAGGAGCAGCUGAACAAGCGCAAGACCUUCUCGCUGGUCAAAGAGAAGAAGGCCGCCAGGACCCUGAGCGCCAUCCUCCUGGCCUUCAUCCUCACCUGGAGCCCGUACAACAUCAUGGUGCUGGUGUCCACCUUCUGCACCGAUUGCGUGCCCGAGACCCUGUGGGAGCUGGGCUACUGGCUCUGCUACGUCAACAGCACCAUCAACCCCAUGUGCUACGCGCUCUGCAACAAGGCCUUCCGCGACACGUUCCGCCUGCUGCUUCUGUGCCGCUGGGACAAGAGGCGCUGGCGGAAGAUCCCCAAGCGCCCCGGCUCCGUCCACCGCACCCCGUCCCGGCAGUGUUGA